CUGAUCAUUAUCUUACACCAAACAAUAUAUCAAAUGCGCGAGAUCUUUCUCUCUUCUUCGACUCUCAGCUAUUUUUUCACCUCACUUUGUUCCCACAACCAAACAUACCCUACAAGAAGGAAGAGAAGCAGUACUCAGUCCCGUCUCUCUCUCUCCCUCUCUCGUUGUGCAAUUAUCGCUCCUUAUUUUCUCGCUGUUACAACUACCACGCUUUCGUUCGACGCAUGGUGGCUCCGUUUAUCAUCAACAACACAUAAUCCAUAAAUCGAAGGUUUUGAUGUGAUAAUAAUAGAGAAAAAAUUCAAAAAUUUAUGGAGAAUUUCCAAGAUCAACCACUCCCUCCAGGUGUUCAGUUUUUACCUAAUUAUUCUUUAAACUCUGCUCAAACACUUCAAUAUCCAAAUGCUCCUCCUUAUUAUGACAUUCAACAAGGAACCCUAACCCUUAUAACUCCAGAGGCUAUAAAUUCCACAUCUUCAAACACUACUUCUACGGAAUGCUCUGUCGUACAAUUUAACAAUGCGCGCGACAUCGAUGCUGCUGCUCAGGAUGCUGUCUUGAGGGAACAAGAACUUGCUACCCAAAAUAUUAUAAGGAGUCAAAGAGAGGUGGAAACUGUGGCAUCACUUACCAAGGAUAAUUUAGACUUAUUCUCAGAACGUCGUGACCCCAAUGCUUUGAAGGAACAUCUGUUGAAAAUGGCCACAGAGCACAGGACUGAAAUGGCUGUUAAGCGAGGAAAAACUGCACGUUCAGAAGGCAACACAGAAAUAGGUAAUGGAUAUGGUGUACCUGGUGGAGGUGCCUAUAAUGAUGUUCCCAAGCUUAACACCACUUCUGGUAACAAUGCAUUUGGUCAGCCUGAAUCUAAAAUUGAUAGUUGUCCAGAGGAGAAACCUGCUGCUAAAGAAUUGCCCGAGUACCUCAAGCAGAAGUUGAGAGCUCGGGGUAUUCUUAAAGAUGAUAGACAUACAGAGGAUCUUAAAGGUACUUCAGCUGAGCUUAGGGGAAAUGAAGAGUUGCCUCCAGGAUGGGUGGAAUCAAAAGAUCCAGGAAGUGGUGCAUUUUAUUAUUAUAAUGAAAGUACUGGGAAGAGUCAAUGGGAAAAACCUUGUGAAACAUCCUUAACUGAGCAGUCACCUCCAUCUUUGCGUCUUCCAGAAAAUUGGGUGGAGGCAUUGGACGAAACAUCAGGUCACAAGUAUUACUACAAUACAAAAACUCAUGUAUCACAAUGGAAGCAUCCUAAUUCUUCUCAGGAAGUUGUGUCAGAUCGGUUGGUCUUGCCAGUUGGUCAUGUGGAGGACCAAUCAUCUAAUUUACAGAAGUGCAUGGGCUGUGGUGGUUGGGGUGUAGGCCUUGUGCAAGCAUGGGGUUACUGCAAUCACUGCACCAGAGCUCUCAAUCUUCCACAAUGUCAGUAUUUGGUCUCAAGUAUAAAUAAUCAGCAAAGCAAUGCUGCACAUCCCAGUCAAAGUUCUGAUAAAAUGGCUAGCAAACAGAGGGCCAGCUGGAAACCUCCAUUUGAUAAGGGAAGUAAAAAAUUGGGAAAGAAGCGCGCUCAUGAAGAGGAUGAUGAGUUGGAUCCUAUGGACCCCAGCUCCUAUUCAGAUGCUCCUCGUGGUGGCUGGGUGGUGGGUCUGAAAGGUGUGCAGCCGCGAGCAGCUGACACAACAGCAACAGGUCCUCUGUUUCAACAACGACCAUAUCCAUCACCUGGAGCUGUUUUACGAAAGAACGCUGAAAUUGCCUCUCAGAAAAAGAAACCGAAUUCAAAUUUUACUCCCAUAUCCAAGAGGGGUGAUGGGAGUGACGGGCUUGGUGAUGCAGACUAGGACUGUCUUAUCAACACAGACAUGUUCACCUUUGUCAUGCUAUUUGUGAAGCUGAGGAAAUGCAUCAAAUACAUUUUACUCUAUUAUCUGUAAGUUAAGCUAAAGAUGCAUUUCGUUGGCAAAACCAGCUGUGCUGUUGUGCAAUAAUAUUUUGUGGCUUUUACUGCAAAUACUGGGGAAAGCAUCGUUUCAAUGCUAUAACCGAGUGAAUGGACAGAAGUUACCUUUAUACUACAUAACUGGUGGUGAUAAACUUGAAGCAUUCUGAUAGGUGAUGGUAAAACUUGUACUUAGCUAGGUACUAUUCAUGAGCUGACCUGAGAACCAUAUGAUUUUUGAUGAAUUGAAAGUUCAAGAGGACCUGAAGAUUGGGAAAGAAAGGAAGUUCGGCACCUUUCAGAAUUUUCAAUGCUCUUUUCUUUUUGUUCAUCUUAGGAUUUUCAUGUUAAUCAAAUUAUGGAAGGAAUAUAUUUUCAUGGGUUUUGUGAUGUUAUAGUCCUGAACAUUUUUGCCUUCUCGAUGUACAUGUAUAACCUAUUUCUUCUCUGGGAAUUUGGAGAACUUUUGGUUAAGGAUCUCCAGAUAUUUCAUAUUGUUUUAUUUUAGAAGGGACAUAGCUCUUAUUUCAAGAAUACAUAUGGUUAUGCCUAAUUAACAUCA
Cicer arietinum (chickpea) is the source of this 2495-nucleotide messenger RNA. RefSeq lists its product as uncharacterized. Gene Ontology annotation, biological process: alternative mRNA splicing, via spliceosome. NCBI's taxonomy places the organism in Eukaryota, Viridiplantae, Streptophyta, Magnoliopsida, Fabales, Fabaceae. Gene Ontology annotation, cellular component: cytoplasm; nuclear body. The record is from RefSeq and is a predicted model, not a curated record. Gene Ontology annotation, molecular function: ribonucleoprotein complex binding; protein binding.